This is a messenger RNA of Musca domestica (house fly), 1607 nucleotides long. RefSeq names its product probable dolichyl pyrophosphate Man9GlcNAc2 alpha-1,3-glucosyltransferase (gene gny). Gene Ontology annotation, molecular function: dolichyl pyrophosphate Man9GlcNAc2 alpha-1,3-glucosyltransferase activity. Gene Ontology annotation, cellular component: endoplasmic reticulum membrane. The record is from RefSeq and is a predicted model, not a curated record. NCBI's taxonomy places the organism in Eukaryota, Metazoa, Arthropoda, Insecta, Diptera, Muscidae. The transcript has a single exon. Gene Ontology annotation, biological process: protein N-linked glycosylation. Bases 56 to 1552 code for a protein of 498 amino acids.
CACUAAUUAACAAAAAAACUGACAUUACUAAGAAGUUUUUUUUUCCAUUGGAGCAAUGCGUGUCAAUCCAGAUAAUAUAGAAAUUCUGGUUGUAACAUGUUUGGGAAUAGCAUUACGUGGAAUCACAUCACUAGGAUCCUAUUCUGGUGCAUCCACCCCACCCAUGUUUGGAGAUUAUGAGGCCCAAAGACACUGGCAAGAAAUAACGCUAAAUCUACCGGCAAAAGAAUGGUACACAAAUACAUCGGAUAAUGAUCUACUAUAUUGGGGUUUGGAUUAUCCUCCUUUGACGGCCUAUCACAGCCUCAUAUUGGGAAAGGUGGCAUCGAAAUAUUUGAAUAGCAGCUAUGUGGAGUUGUACAAGUCACGUGGAUAUGAAUCGGAAGGGCAUAAGACGUUUAUGCGUCACACUGUGCUGUGGGCCGAUAUAUUUCUUUACAUUCCAGCAUGUAUAAUUUUGGUCAAAGCAAUGGAUACAUUUCUUGCUAAUAAGAAGCAACGAUUGUGUCUUUUGGCAGUGCUGAUUUCUUAUCCCGGCUUGAUACUUAUCGACAAUGGCCAUUUCCAGUACAAUAACAUUUCAUUGGGUUUGAUGUUGGUGGCUAUUGCAGCAGUGCUACAAGAUGCAUAUGUCUGGGCAGCAUUCUUUUUUUCCUUGGCCUUGAACUACAAACAAAUGGAGCUCUAUCACGCUUUGCCAUUCUUCGUUAUGCUGUUACGAGUAUCCUUGAAUGGAAACACAUUUGCACAUAAAAUGGUUACUCUAUUUAAGAUUGCUACGAUGACAUUGGCCACGUUUGCCAUGUUAUGGUUACCUUGGUUGAAAUCUAAAGAUUUAGUUAUGACUGUAAUACAUCGACUAUUUCCAUUCAAUAGAGGAGUAUUUGAAGACAAAGUAGCAAACAUAUGGUGUUCCCUUAAUGUUGUUUACAAAUUUAAGGAAAACGUUACCAACCCAGAAAUGGCCUUAAUAUGCCUGACAACCACUUUACUGGCCAUACUACCAUUAAAUGCACAUGUCUUUUAUAAGGGACAGAAAAAUACAUUCGUCUUUAGUCUUUUCAAUACAGCCAUCGGAUUUUUUUUAUUCUCAUUUCAAGUUCAUGAAAAGUCCAUUCUUUUGGCUGCACUGCCUGCAAUAUGCCUAUUGCCGCAUAUGCCAUUUUGUGCUGUAAGUUUUUUGAAGAUUUCCGUACUAAGUAUGCUGCCAUUAUUCAUUAAGGAUAAACUGUGUGUAGCAUAUUUUGCAAUGAUCAUUGGUUUUACAGUUGGCCUAAGAAAUUUGCUGAAAAUUGAUUAUAGCAAAAAUGUUAAAAUUCAAAAAAUAUUAGAUGUGUUAAUGGUCGUUUUGGACAUAUUUAUAAUUAUAAUAUCAUUGACCGCAAUAUUUGUGCCCAGCCCAGCUAGUCUACCACACAUCUGGCCUCUUUUCAUUUCCGUGUUAUGUUGUGGCGGCUUUUUAUUGUUACUGCUAGUAUCUGUUAUUUAUCAAUUUGGCUAUGAAAAAUCAUUAUAUAAAAUAUUUUAUAAAAUUAUACCAAACAUAAGUUAAUGGAGCCUGUGUAAAAUAUUAGAAAAAUAAAUGAUAACAGAAUAAUUGAAAAAAA